Messenger RNA from Arabidopsis thaliana (thale cress), 516 nucleotides. RefSeq lists its product as uncharacterized. The coding region runs from base 1 to 516 and encodes 171 amino acids. The record is from RefSeq and is marked reviewed. The transcript has 3 exons. Lineage: Eukaryota; Viridiplantae; Streptophyta; Magnoliopsida; Brassicales; Brassicaceae.
AUGGAAAUAGCAGGGGCUCAUUGGGAGAAUUUAGCUCAUUUCCUAAGUUCUUCUUCACUUGGAGACAGAGCACACAUAAUAAUAUCAGCAGACGAAUCCCUGAGGAACAUUUUUGCCGCAAGAGUUGAGAAGCAGAGUGAGAGCAACGGGAAUUUUGACAGGAGCAACUCCGAGAAUGCUGUGCACAGACAAACGGCAGCUUCAAAGUCAGCCAAACCUUUGAUGAGCGAGCAACACUCCUGGCUCGGUGGUGUACCGAUGACCUCACUAACCAGACCUAACCAGCUCCCACACACUCCAAAUUUGAGUGUGUCUCUUGGACAUUUCGUGGUGGCUUGUUUUGCGGGAGGGGGAGGGCAUGGCUUGACGGUGGCUCCUGGUGUAACAUGGCCGAAGAAGAAUGUUAUGUUAAGGAGCAGCAAGAUGAGAAGAGAUCGCAAAGCUUUCGAGAUACCCAUUAGGUUUAUCUUGAAACUAGUGCUAUGUGAUACCUAUGAGGAAGAAGAGAGGCCUUAA